AUGGACGGGAGGAGGAUCUCUGUCAGCCCUAGGCCGUGCCGGAACCGCCGGAUCGUGGCGGGGAAAAGGCCUCGGCUCGACGAGUCGGUGAACAGUGUGAAGAAGUUGCAGAGGAGGGAGAUUUGCUGCAAGCGGGACCGCGCUUUCGGCGCGAGUAAUGCGCAAGAGAGGUUCAGGAACAUACAUUUGCAGGUUGGUGGCGUGCUUUCCUCUUGCUACUCGGUUCUGCUAAUUUCCAGUUCAGUUCACUUUCUGUUAUUCUUCCCUGUGUGUGUGUUAUUCAAGUGUUUUUGUGGGAUCAGAGUGAGGCGGAGAAUCACUGGAGUUCUGGGGUGUCGUCUCCUCUGGUGUGUAAUCUGAUCAAUCGUUGAGACAAAGUGAGGAACCCAGUUUUUGGUAUUAAAAAAAUCGAAUAUUCCGGAAAAUAAAUAAUUGUGAAGAGUAUGUGGAACGGCCCCUCUACUGAAUCAGAAACAUUACUUAGAGAACAAUGAUUUCGGUGUCAUUUUCGCCAAAACGCAGUGGAGAAUGCCAAUCAUACCUGUCUUCAUCUUUAGCUGUGAAAUUCAUCCAUGAUCCUCAACAUCCAGAAAAAUUAUGCCCUUUUUCCCAGUUUUUCAGAGACCUUCCAGGUGUCAUCUCCUCAGCCUGCUCACAAUUCUCGUUUCAGGAGGAGUACGACACUCAUGAUCCCAAGGGUCAGUGUUUCCUUCAACUCCCCUUCCUGCGGAAACGAUCCAGAGUGAUCGAGAUUGUUGCUGCUCGUGGGAUUCUCUUUGCUUUGACCCAGUCUGGCGUGUGUGCGGCCUUUAGCAGAGGUUUGCAUGCUGAGCGAUGCCUGAUCUUCAUGCAUGGAAGCAUGGAAUUUCAUAUAUAGAUAUAUAUAUAUAUAUAUAUAUAUGCAUAAAUGUAAAUAAUUUUUCCUUGAUUCCACCUGGGCCUGGAUUUUUGGAAUGCAGGGACGAACCAGAGGAUAUGCUUCCUUAAUGUGAGUCCUGAUGAGGUCAUCCGCAGCUUAUUUUACAACAAGAACAACGACUCGCUUAUUACCGUCUCAGUCUAUGCAGCCGACAACUUCAGUUCUUUGAAGUGUAGAACAACUAGGAUCGAGUGAGCACUGCGCCUGAAUCAUAAUUUUGUUUAAUUUUCGUUUUUUUUUCUUGUGGUCUUUUUAUAAUAAUUGGGUGUACUUUAUCAGGUAUAUCAGAAGGGGGAAGCCUGAUGCUGGCUUUGCCCUGUUUGAGUCGGAAUCACUGAAAUGGCCUGGUUUUGUUGAAUUUGAUGAUGUAAAUGGGAAGGUUCUUACUUUUUCUGCGCAGGAUUGGUAAGUUCUGGACUCUCAAGUACUUUGAUAAAGGUUCCCUUUUUUCGGGUGCUAAUAUUUAUUGUCCUCUUUUCCUAGCAUUUAUAAGGUGUUCGACCUGAAGAACUACAGCCUGCUCUACUCAAUAUCUGACAGCAACAUCCAUGAAAUCAAGAUCAGGCAAGUUCCUCGCUCUGACCUAUUCAGUUUCACCAUUACUGUGCUUCUUCUUAAUAUUCCCUGAAGCUUUUGGCGAUGAUGGUGGUUAUAUUUCAUAUGACAUUACUCCAUGUUUAUUUCUUAGUACUGGUUCCAUGUUCUUUAGAGAUGCCCAUUUUCUGAUGAAUGAAGUGAGAGGUUCUAUUUUCCCAUUUUUUCUACCAUGAAUUCUUUUUUUUGCCCAUCUUAGUCCUGUAUUGGUUAUUAUAGAAAUACUUGGUUAUAAAACCUUGACUCAGAUGGAGUCUUCUGACUCUUCCUGGACUAAAAAAAAUAAUUUCUUGAUUAAAUAUUGGUUUAGCCUCAUGUGAAUCGAAAUGGCUGCCGGUUGUGACCAAUUCCGGUCAAAUACUGUCUAAUAUUCUGGGAUUUAUGUGGGUUGAAAAUGUGGGGCAGGUCAAUGUGUAUUUAUUUACCAUCUGUUGGUGGAACAGCCCAGGUGUGAUGCUGCUGAUAUUCAAGAGAGCUAGCGGCCACGUCCCUCUGAAGAUUCUCUCCAUUGAGGAUGGCACUGUUCUCAGAAACUUCAAUCAUCUUCUUCAUCGGAACCAGAAGGUUGACUUUAUAGAACAGUUCAACGAGAAGCUCCUCGUGAAGCAAGAGAAUGAAAAUCUCCAGAUUCUUGAUGUAAGAUCCCCCUUUUUACCAGUAUAAAAAGGCAAUUUUUUCCUGUCAUUUCUGUUCAUUGAAACUAUUUACUUUCAUGUUAUCUGGGCUCAAAAAUGCUAGAAGAACCCUCCCUCUACAACACCCAAAACUCUCUCUCUCUCUCUCUCUCUCUCUUUCUCUCUCUGUCUCUCAACACCUUGAUGUUAGUUUCUUUUGCGGUAAGACUUUCUCCGUCUUGUUAUUUGUCAAAUGAUUCAUUUUACCGUCAUCUGAGCUAAAAAAAGUCCCUGAAUAACACUCUCCCGAAGAGAUACUCCUCUCUCUCUCUCUCUCUCUCUCUCUCUCUCUCGCUAAAUUCAUGAUGUAAGAUCCUUGCGCCCAUCAAAAGUUAUCUUUCCUUGUAUCAAAAUGGUUCCUUUUCCCAUUAUCCCCCCCCCUCUCUCUCUCUCUCUCUCUCUCUCCAAAUUUUCGAUUGAAGAUCCUUUGAUCCAUCAAAGUGAGUCAAAAACUCGCCCCCCCAAGUCAUCAUCUUCUGUUUAUCGAAAUAAUUCCUACUAAAAAUUCGCAGGUCCGGAACUCCCAGCUGACACAAGUCAGCAGAACGGAGUUCACAACCCCAUCAGCAUUCAUCUUCCUGUACGAGAACCAGCUGUUCUUGACCUUCCGCAAUCGCACUGUUGCCGUCUGGAACUUCCGAGGCGAGCUCGUCACCACCUUCGACGAUCACCUGCUUUGGCACCCCGACUGCAACACGAAUAACAUCUACAUCACGACCGACCAAGAUCUUAUAAUCUCUUAUUGUAAGGCCAAAUCCGACGACGACUCCUCCGAUAGAAAUGGUAACCAAAGUCGACUCCCCUCCUCUCUCUUUUUUCUUUUCUCAAGUAUAUUAUGGUAUUAAUAUAUUUCCUUUCUUGGAAAAGUGGUUCCAAACUGUUCACUGAGUCGCCGAGUCACCGAGACUCACCGCAUUUUUCUUGAAGAACUCGUUCUUUUGCUCAGAUGACUGAUUGGUUCUUAUGAAGAAAUUGUUCACCAUGAUUAGCUCAGAUUAUGCGUGUGCGUGUGUUCUAAUCUGUUGGGAUUCUGACACUGAGUCACCGAUUCUUACUCUCUUUCGUUUGCGGGGAUCUCAGACUGUCGGCGGUAGUCGUUUUCAUGCGAGCCCAGAAAGUGUUUUCAUGUCUGACUCGGUGACUCGGUGCGCGCAGGAGCUUACAAACUCGUCUUUUGUGAACCGAGUCACCGACAGUAUCUCAUCUUCGGGCCAUGAUUUUCCUAUGAUGUAUCAUGCUUUUGAUGUUGUGUAUAUUUUCCUGAACGUCUGGUGGGCAGAGUCACCGAGUCAGGUUUUGACCGCUUUGCUUGGAUUUCAGACCGAGUCAUUGACGUUGACUUUUAUUUGGGCUACGGUCUCAAUUCCGUUCAUCUUCUUAAUGGGCAGCUGGGUCGAUAAAUAUCAGCAACAUACUCACCGGGAGAUGCCUCGCGAAAGUCAGCGCCGCCAGUGCGGUUGUGGGGCCCACUGGCGCCGCCACCUCCGGCCACCGAAACGCGGCGGCGGUGGCUCUUGAGGACAUUACCGCUCUCUACUACGAUGAAGAUCGCAACGAGAUCUACACCGGCAACCGGCUUGGCCUCGUCCACGUGUGGUCAAAUUGA
This is a messenger RNA of Spirodela intermedia, 3793 nucleotides long. NCBI's taxonomy places the organism in Eukaryota, Viridiplantae, Streptophyta, Magnoliopsida, Alismatales, Araceae. The record is from the annotation of a GenBank genome assembly.